Molecule: messenger RNA, 3702 nt
Organism: Daphnia pulex (common water flea)
Lineage: Eukaryota; Metazoa; Arthropoda; Branchiopoda; Diplostraca; Daphniidae
Product: 5-hydroxytryptamine receptor 1A-alpha-like
Exons: 4
Coding region: 709-2832 (707 amino acids)
Biological process (GO): adenylate cyclase-activating adrenergic receptor signaling pathway
Cellular component (GO): membrane
Molecular function (GO): G protein-coupled amine receptor activity
Source: RefSeq, a predicted model, not a curated record
AAGGUGGCGGGAGCCAGCGUUCGCCUAGUCAGUCGACUGCGGACCUUCUCCUCCGUUACAACAUUUUCUUUUUUGAAACCCAACACAUUUUUAGUUUCUGAAAUUUUAUUUGUUUUAAAUAGUUAAGAAAUGACUAAACAUUCGGCUCAUUUUUUUCCUUUAGUCUGAGUGAAGUUUGUUCUGUGAGAACCAAUAAGUGUCCACGCCGCCCAAAAAACCCCAAACAAUCUGGUGUUACAAUUGCGAUUGCCAUUUGUCAAAUUUGAAAUUGGCGCCAUAAGCAAUCGAAUUUGAAAUCAAGAUAAAGUGGAUGACAUUCUUGAAUGGUGCGCCGUGUGUCGUCCAUGAAUUUCGCGGGAGAUUUGAAUGGAGUGAUUUGACUCGGCUAUUCACAGAUGUACACAUGACGGACGGAGCGAUGAUGAUGUUGGCCGUGGUGCUGAUGUUGUUGUUGAGAAGUUUGGCUCGUCAAGGACGCUCACGAGUCUGCCGACCGCCGUUAUUACUCACGACAUUUCGACAACUGGCCAAACUCGUCGACAACAUCUAACCCGAACACAACCCACAACAGCAGCAGCAGCUGAGUAGCAGCAGCACCAGCAACUUCAUUGAUAUUCAUAACGGCCAACAGGUCUGUGAUAGAUCCAUCCGCACUGGAAGCGAAACUCGGCCUGAUAGCUAAAUCGUCGAUUCCGGCAAUCCGCAUCGAUGGAUUCAUCCGCUGGCGCCUUCAACGUCCAUCUGAUGACCCUCGGCGAUGCCCUCAACAACCGGACGUCCUACUACAGCAGCAGUUGGGUGGCCGAUGGAUCCAGCACCGCAACCACCGCCUCGACAUCCGCCGGAUCCUCAUCACCCGCAAUGGCUGCUGGAUACGGUCUGCUGUCGACGAUCCUGAUCAGCGCCGCCCUUUUGUUCAUCAUCAUCGGCACCGUCGUCGGCAACAUCCUCGUCUGCGUCGCCGUCUGCCUAGUCCGUCGCUUGCGACGUCCGUGCAAUUACCUGCUGGUGUCGCUGGCCGUGUCCGACCUGUGCGUGGCCCUGCUGGUGAUGCCCAUGGCGUUGGUCUACGAGGUGCUGGGCACUUGGCCGUUCGGCGCCAGCGCCUGCGACACUUGGGUGGCCUUUGACGUCCUGUCGUGCACGGCGUCCAUCCUCAACUUGUGCAUGAUCAGCGUCGACCGCUACUGGGCCAUCACCCGCCCGCUGGACUAUGGCGUCAAACGGACGCCGGCCCGGAUGAUUUCCUGCGUCGCCCUCGUCUGGAUCUCGUCCGCCUGCAUUUCUCUUCCGCCUUUGCUCGUCCUGGGCAACGAACACGGACCAUCCGCCGCUCCUCAUCCACCAGCCACCACCAGCAGCAGCAACAUCCUGCCCAGCAACAACAACAACAGUCAAAUAAGUCCGAUGACCAUGUCCAGCAACGGACCUUUGGCCAAUUUCAUUGAAUUGGCCACGGCUGCUGCCGGACAAGAUUACCAGUGUCAAGUGUGUCAAGAGUUUGGCUACCAGAUCUACGCCACCCUGGGCUCGUUCUACAUCCCGCUGGCCGUCAUGGCGGCCGUCUAUUACCAAAUCUUCCAGGCGGCCAAACGGAUCGUCGACGAGGAGAAAAAGGCCCAAAGUCAUUUGCUAAUGACCAGAACCAACAGCUGCGCCAAACAAAAGGCGGCGACGGCCGUCGGUGGUGCUGGCCAAUCUCUGCAACCGGUCCAGUCAUCUCUCCUGGUCCACCCUCUCCACCAGCCCAGUCUCUGCACCAGCGCUGCCAUGGUCGUCGUCCGUCGUCACAGCGACCAACAACUCGACGAGCUGGGCAACAACAUCGAUGCCAUUAAUUCCUCAUUGCCGGCAACCAACAAUUCAGCCGGCCAGGCUCCGCUCUCCAACAAUGACCAGAGAAGCAGUAGCUGGACAAACAACUGCAACGGCAGCAUCCGUCCAACUACCCGGCCUGACAACCACCUCAAACAACCGCAACAACAAUCACAGACGGUGGACAUUUCCCGUCACUCCCUGACCGUUUCAACCGACAACGUCAAAGGUGAAACGGCCAUUCCCGUCGCCCUCAACCAUCAAAUUGACCCGCUGAGUUUCCAGCAGAAACAUCCGGUGCUGGUCCAGUCAGGAUCGAGCCCGUUGCCCAUCAGCAGCAGCCGCCGGAAUCAUCGCAGUCACCGUUUGACCCACCGACGGGCCAGUCGAGUCCGUUUACGAUUCGCCCUCAACAAGGAGCGCAAGGCGUCGACGACGUUGGGGAUCAUCAUGAGCGCCUUCACGUUGUGCUGGUUCCCGUUUUUCGUGCUGGCCCUGGUCCGUCCGUUCAUGAGCCACCAGACGGCCUCGCUGGUCAUCCCUCGCUGGUUGUCGUCGCUCUUCCUCUGGCUGGGCUACGCCAACAGUUUCCUCAACCCCGUCAUCUACGCCACCACCAACAAAGACUUCCGGCUGCCCUUCCGCGAGAUCCUUUGCCUCAGGUGCAAGUCCCUCAACUCGGUCAUGAGGGAGGAUUUCUACCAGUCGCAGUACGGCAACAACCAACAGCUGGGCAACAACAACAAGGCCGGAUUGAUAGCCGCUCAAUUGAUGGCCGCCGGAUCGGGUCCGGCCGCCUCGUCGUCACCGUCGCUGAAAGCGCACCGGAGUCGACGUCGUCGACGUCACUCGAGCGAUUCACUUUGCGGCGAACAGCAUCGCCAGAAUUACCACAGCAAAAGUCCGGCGUCCAAAGAAGUCGAUCCGGCGACGGCGGAUGAAGAAGACACGACGGAUUACGGACUCAUGUCCAACGUCCACCGGGUCAGCUCCUCAUCUGCCACAGCAUUUCUCUAAAUUCAAAAGAAAUUCGACCAAAAACAAAACCCCCCCAAAAACAAACAAAUUCUCGUCGCCAUUUUGGUUUUUAAAUGUCGUCAUUCCUCCUCAGUUUUUGAAAAAUUAAUUUCAAUUACCAAAAAAAAAGAAAAAAAUUAAAUAUUUUGAAGACACUUGGGCAAAUGUGACGUGACACUCUUAUAUAAUUAUCUAUAUACUUUAAUUUGUUCAAUGUUUUUUAAAAAUUCACCUGUGAUUUCAUCCGAUGUUAUAUAAUUAAUGUAUACACCACGCCAGCACCAGCCCAAAGAUAUUCUUCUAUUGUGUCAGAUAUUUCCAAUGUUGUCUUGCAUCAUUCGUUUUUUCACAUAUAUUGAUGUCAUAUUCGUUAUAUUACAUCACAUCACGGUCAAUCAAUUUAUUCAUCCCCCCCCACGCUUUUAUUAUAGAUCGUCGGUCUAUAUGAAAAUCUGGAACUCAUUAGAAUAUUUUUCAAGACUUUAACGAUGACAGUCAUACGAGUGACGACCCCAUUUCGAUGUUACGCAACAUAUCUCACAUGUGGCAGCUAUUCAAUUCAAUGUAAUGUUUUAACAUAGGCACAGGCACACACCAGUAGCCAGCCAUGGCCGUGGGAGACGCUUUUGUGUUUCUUUUUAUUCUAGUCGUUGUCAAAUUGCCCCCCAGUUCAAUUGAAAUUUAAUGUCAAACCAUAAAUAUAUAUAUAUUCUAAACAUUAUACCGAACGAACUCUAUAAAAACUCAAUUUGUGAAUGACAUCACCGUGAAUCUAUUUCGUCUCGUGAAUGACUUGCGGUAGAGACCAUUAUUUACCCCCUCCCCCAAACACAAAAUGGAUCCACAAAAUAUAUAUUUAUUGCGGAAUGA